Messenger RNA from Alternaria novae-zelandiae, 495 nucleotides. RefSeq lists its product as uncharacterized. Lineage: Eukaryota; Fungi; Ascomycota; Dothideomycetes; Pleosporales; Pleosporaceae. Bases 1 to 495 code for a protein of 164 amino acids. Gene Ontology annotation, biological process: polyketide metabolic process. The transcript is spliced from 2 exons. The record is from RefSeq and is a predicted model, not a curated record.
AUGUCAGACACAAAGUACCCGCCCGUCAAGCAGAGCACACCUCAAACCGAGGAGGAGCAGAAGAAUGUCGAUACAGUAAAAGAAUACAUGCGCCUCGCCUACUCACCCAAGGAGAACAAAGGUGCCGAAACCGUUACACAUCUCUGCCAUGAAAACGCCUACUUCAUCGCCCCAACCACCUUCCCCGGCGUCAACUCGCCCCAAGAAUACGCCGAGUCGCAUUCCAAAGUCAUGGCCGCGGUAUCCGAUCUACACAUCGACUCUUACGACGUCAUCUUCGCAAAAGGUGGGCAUGUGUGCCUGAGGUACAGUGCUAGUGGAAGUCACUGCGGCGAGGCACACAAUGGGAUCAAGGCGAGUGGGAACAAGGCAGCGUGGCAUGCAGCAGCUAUCUUCGAGGUGGAAGAUGGCAAGAUCAAAGGUUGGAUCAAAGAAUGGGAUAAGCUGCAUAUGUGGAAGCAGCUGGGCUGGAUGAAGGGAGACGAGUAUAUGUGA